Molecule: messenger RNA, 2681 nt
Organism: Andrographis paniculata
Lineage: Eukaryota; Viridiplantae; Streptophyta; Magnoliopsida; Lamiales; Acanthaceae
Product: probable leucine-rich repeat receptor-like protein kinase At1g68400
Exons: 2
Coding region: 1-1812 (603 amino acids)
Biological process (GO): protein phosphorylation
Molecular function (GO): protein kinase activity; protein binding; ATP binding
Source: RefSeq, a predicted model, not a curated record
AUGGCCAAACUCUCCAACGGCAAUGGCGUCCCCAAUCCUGUUCCCGGCUGGAAUAUAUCCUCAUACCCCUGCCAGGGCAGGUGGAAGGGCAUCACUUGUGAUAACCAGCACCGUCGUGUGAAGGAAAUCUCGCUCGGUGGUUUCAACUUCUCAGGAGUUCUCGAUGCGAGGUUUCUGUGCAAUGAUCGGUCUCUGUCCGCCUCCCUUCUGGUUGUCAACAUUUCCGGAAACAUCAUUCGGGUGGAGAACCUUGAAGAUAUUGCAAACUGCUCCUUGCUCUCUCAUUUGCUGAUCGAACGGAACCAAAUUUCGGGGAUCGUCCCGGAGUCUAUUUCCCAGCUGACGAAUCUCAAAGUUCUUGAUAUAUCCCACAACCAGUUCUCUGGUGCUUUGCCUGAUCAGCUCCCAGGAGACCUGACCGUGUUUAGGGCACAGAGCAAUCGACUAUCUGGCCCCAUCCCUUACUCCGAUUUUUCCACAUUGGCGGAGUUUAAUGUUUCGUCUAACAAUUUAAGUGGGCUGAUUCCGGCAGGGGCAAAUCGAUUCAAGAUGAGUAGCUUCAUUCAUAAUCCUGGUUUAUGUGGCGCGCCAUUGCUUGGCAAUUGCACAUGGAUGGUAGUGUCCAAGUAUUCGGAUCCUGCGCCGGUGAAAACUGGAAGCAAUGGUGGCGUUUCUAGAAAUCAGAUUCUCAUGUUUGCUGGGUAUGCCUUGAUCGGUUUAGCCGUUGUGCUCGUUGCCCUUUUUUGUUUCUGCAAAAGGAUUCCUCGGAAGGAAGAAAGUUCCGAAGUCGACAACAAGGUAGCUGCAGUCGACGACAGCAGUUUCUCCACUGUCGAAUUGAAGGCAGGAGACGCGAGCAAAACGGACUUUUCGGCUGAAAGCGGACCGGCCUCUGUAUCACUCACUGUUCUCGUUAGUCCGGAAGAGAAUGGACUGAGAUUCGAAGACCUGCUCAAGGCACCGGCCGAGCUGCUUGGAAGAGGUAAUCAUGGUAGCGUGUACAAGGUUGUCUGCAAUGGUGUUGUGCUUGCCGUAAAGAGGAUCAAAGACUGGCCAAUAUCGAGUGGCGACUUCAGGCAGAGAAUGCGGCGGCUGAGUCAAGUGAAGCAUCGCGACGUGCUGCCAGCCAUUGCAUUCUACAGCUCAAGAGAGGAGAAGCUUCUCGUCUAUGAAUAUCAGGACAAUGGAAGCCUUUUCAGACACAUACAUUCCCACGAUGAUCCUACAAAACCGCCAUUCGGCUGGAGCAGCCGGAUUUCAGCUGCGGCCACAGUUGCUAAUGCCUUAGCCUUCAUGCACGAUGAACUGCAUUCGGACAACAUCCCUCAUGGCAACCUUAAAUCCUCCAACAUUUUGCUCGACGCGAAAAUGGAACCACGCAUCAGCGAGUAUGGACUAAUGCUUGCCGAGAACUGCGAUGCCAAUGCAAUAUUCAAGGCGGAUACCUAUGCGUUUGGGGUAAUUCUUCUUGAACUUCUGACAGGUCGAACAGUUCUGAAUGAAGGGUUAGAUCUCGCGAGUUGGGUUCUAGCCGUGGUUCGCGAAGAAUGGACGGUGGAGGUUUUUGACCGGAGCUUGUUGCGCGAAGGCGUGAGCGAGGAGAGGAUGGUCAAUGCAUUACAAGUAGCCAUCAAAUGCGUCGACAAGCGGCCGGAAGCAAGGCCGGACAUGAAAGAAGUGGCGGCUGCAAUUGCCGCCAUAAGGGACAAUGACGAGGACGAGUACGACCUGUCUGUCGACGUCGUCUCUGAACUAUCGAUCACUUCGUCGUUCGUCGCGGAGGCGAAGGCCACCGGAAAAUUCUAUAUUUGAGGUCAAUAUAGUGUUACACCUAUUCUUCAAUGAUUUUAUAUUCCUAAAAUAUGAUAUGAAGUUUAAUAAAUCCUAAGUUGCAGAUUUUAUAUUGAUAAGGACAAGCAGAAAAUUGUGCAACUAGUAUGUAAUACCUGCCGUUGGGAGUUGUCAUGUCCCCAACGAGUGCUGUAAUAGCAAUCUUAAAAAUGGACAAGUCGGCUGCAGUUGUUUUAUUUGGUGGGGCUGAACAAAAUUUCCAAAAUGUCAAUUUUCUACACCAUUAAUUAUUAUGGUUUUUUUAUUCUUUCUUUUGAUAAUCUUUUUUUCUCCCCUUAAUAAUGCCAGAGGUAUAUGGUCAAGUGUAUUUAUGGUGGAAGUUGAACAAUUUGUGGUUUGUCACAAAAUAAUGGCACAAUUAAAUAGCUUGGGUUGGAUCAUUUCUUUGUAAUGACCUACUACUUUGUUGUAGUAUUGUCUUCUUGUCCUUUUUGCACACAACCGAUGCUUUUGCUUUUCAUUAAAUUGCCUUUGUAUUGAAGAUUAAGACGACGCCGUUUUUGUUACGCUUGGAAUUUCCAACCCUAUAUAUAAGGAGAGGAGUUAAGUGUGAACCAAGGCGUUAACCAAAACGAUAAUUACAUUAAAAUUUAAACUUCAAAAUUUGAAAUUUGAAAAAAAUAAAUAAAAAAUUCCCGAAUUAGUGGAGGAGUUUUCAAAAUCGUUAGGUUAAUACAUUAAUUAAGAUUUUUAAAAAUUUGGAAAUAAUUGGUUUUAUAGGGAAAGAAAACAAAUUAUAGUACUGGACUAAUGGUAAUCGAAUCUCGACCGACCACGUAAAAGGUUAAUUUACGGCCCAGAUUUAAUCACCACAUGAUAAGGCGAGGAGG